CGAGAUGGGUCCGUUCGUCGUAAGCGCCGCCUCUAUUGUGAAGAAAGGCGCACAGUAGUUGGUCGGAUUAGAAUCGCAAUGGAUCUGGCCGUUAGCGGAUCAGAGAUGAAUCUAACAAACGGGAGCACCAUGGAGUCGGACCAGGAGUCGGAUACGUACAGUGAGAGCGGGGAUGUAGCGGACAUGAACACGGACAAGCUCGACCCUGCUGACAGGGCCCUGUACGAGAAGCUGAAGCAGCAGGAGCGGGAGGAGCGCGAGGAGAUAGAGCGCGAGCUCAAGGAGCACGAGGAGGCGCUGGCCAUCCACAACAGCCAGCUCCGUGCCCGUGAGAAAGAGAUGCACCUGGCCCAGGAACGGAUGCAGCAGAGGUCAGAGCGCGAGCUGGACCUGAGCCGUCCCAGCUCCAACAAGUCUUCCCUGUCCAACGGAAACGUCGUUAACAAUAACGGCGGGAGCGAGAACAGCAACGGCGGGUCCAGCAACAAUGGUACCGGAAGUAAAACCGGCGUCCUUAACAACAAGAACAGUUUGUCGUUUAGCAGUAACAAUAACUCCAACAACCACAAUAAAAAUCUGGGGAACGGCGGGAACAUGAUCAAAACCAACGGGGAUAGUAGCCUGGAUAUGAGCAAGUUCCUUGCAGACGAUUUCAGGGCGCAUCUUCACAACAGCGCUAAUUUUUUGUCAUCAUUCCCCCUGGGUCACCCCCUGGCGCACGCCCACCUCGCCCUGGGCGGGCACCUCCUGGGGCGGGAGAUGAAAGGUCUGGAUGUGGUGAACCCGUUUCACCCCAUCCUCCCCAACCACAGCGCGUUCCCCAGCCCACCGUCCCCGGCCGAGCGCUACCCACCCAGCUCGACCACCCCCGUCUCACCCACGGGGAGCCUGCAGCCCUCCCCUUCCCCCGACGACAACGGGGACAGCAGGUCCCACAACUGGACCUUUGAGGAACAGUUCAAACAGUUGUAUGAACUGAGCGAGGAUCCUAAGAGAAAAGAAUUCCUUGAUGACCUAUUCGCCUUCAUGCAGAAAAGAGGUACCCCAGUGAACCGCAUCCCCAUCAUGGCCAAACAGACGCUGGAUCUAUACGAGUUAUUCCGCCUGGUCGUUUCCAAGGGCGGACUAGUCGAGGUGAUCAACAAGAAACUCUGGAGGGAGAUCACUAAGGGACUGAACCUACCCUCGUCUAUAACCAGCGCCGCCUUCACAUUGCGGACACAGUACAUGAAAUACCUCUACCCCUACGAGUGUGAAAAACUGAAGCUCAGCAACCCCUCGGAACUGCAGGCAGCAAUAGACGGCAACAGACGAGAGGGACGUCGCUCCAGCUACGGCUACGACAUGUCCCCCGGGCCGACCCUCGUACCAUCAAGUCACCCCCUCAAUGGGAGCCUUAUGAACGGCAAGUUGGGCAGGGCAUCGCCUUGUAAGUUGGGCGCACACGAUGGUAGAUCUGAGAAGUUUAGCUCCGUGGUUUCUAAUCUUUCGAUACACAAUCUUUGCGGACAUGAUGAUAGCCUCCCACCCACACCCCUCCCUGCCCACCACAGGGGCCUGACGGAGCGAGACGCCCUCGCCAUGGAGGCGGCCUCCCGUGCUAUGGAGGAAGCUACCAGGAAGAUGGAGCAAGCGACCCGGGCUUCCAUGGAAGACGGACCUCCGAGAAAACGCCUUAUAACAGAAAACGAUCGUAUACUUCCCACGAGCAUGCACAGUGCUCACUUUAAAAUAACUAGUCGAAACGAUGGCCGAUCAGAGAUCGAUACAUCUUUAGUGGUCAGCAUGGAGAUUAACGGGAUUAUGUACCAGGGUGUCCUGUUUGCACAACAUCCACACAGGCUUGGAGUGUAGGCUUGGAGUGCAGGUCGGAG
Messenger RNA from Physella acuta, 1874 nucleotides. Its product is annotated as AT-rich interactive domain-containing protein 3C. Gene Ontology annotation, cellular component: nucleus. Gene Ontology annotation, molecular function: DNA binding. Lineage: Eukaryota; Metazoa; Mollusca; Gastropoda; Physidae. The record is from RefSeq and is a predicted model, not a curated record. Gene Ontology annotation, biological process: regulation of transcription by RNA polymerase II.